Molecule: messenger RNA, 1026 nt
Organism: Ogataea haglerorum
Lineage: Eukaryota; Fungi; Ascomycota; Pichiomycetes; Pichiales; Pichiaceae
Exons: 1
Coding region: 1-1026 (341 amino acids)
Biological process (GO): fatty acid biosynthetic process
Cellular component (GO): mitochondrion
Molecular function (GO): [acyl-carrier-protein] S-malonyltransferase activity
Source: RefSeq, a predicted model, not a curated record
AUGAGCAAGAUAUUCAGUCGGUUCAGGUCCACCAAAGUGCUCGUGUUCCCAGGACAGGGCCGAUUUGAUGUCAAUUCGCUAUCUUCUUUGACCAAACACCAAAAUGUGCCUUUGGUGCAGUCGCUGUUGGCCCAGACAGACGAGACGCUGCCUACAUUGCGGUUGUCGGAGUUCAUAACUGAUCCCGCGACUGCGUUGACCCAAAGAGACAUUCAAUUGACGUCUAUCCAGCAGCCGCUGCUGAUACUAACAUCUUACAUUACUUACCAUCUUCUCAGGGCCGUGAAAAAUGAAAAUAUUCUCAACGAUACCGAUUUCUUGCUGGGCCAUUCUGUGGGUGAAAUAUGCGCCUUGGUUGCGCAAGACUCAAUCCCUUUUGUGGCAGGACUCGAAUUGGCAUACAAAAGGGGUAUGCUAAUGGAAAAACUAGUGAAGGAAACAGGGAAGGCUUUUUCAAUGCAGGCAUUGUUAUUUCAACCGACUCACUAUAAGUAUAUUACACAAAUUCUAGAAGAGCUGGACGUACAAGUCAGCAACUACAACAACUACCAGCAGCUUGCCGUUAGUGGGGAGAAAACUGAAUUGAGUCAGAAAAUCGAUCAACUCAAGGCAAGGAUUGCUAAAGCCGGGGUCUGGAAAACACGAGUUCAUAGCAUCGAUCUCGGGGUGAAUAUUCCAUUCCACAACCCAGUUCUGCGACCCAUAGAAAAGGAGUUGGGACAAUUGUUUGAAAAGACAGUUCCCGUAAAACGUGCUUUGGGCGUUCCGAUGGUGUCCAACCUGAAUGGUGAAAUGGUGGCAGAUGUGAAUACACAGGUGAAAAAUAUUGUCCAGGUGACCUCAAAACCAGUGCAGUUCCUUAAAUGUCUUGAAACGUUAAGUUCCUUGGACGAUGAAUUUGAGUUUAUCAGCUUCGGAGACACCACGUCAAAGAUAAUCCAGAAAUACUUCCAGGAUGCUCAAAAACUGAAAAAUCUGCGCGCCAAAUGUUCGACCAGGACGGUCGAUGACCUAUUGAGCGCGUAA